GGGCUGAGGCGAGGAAGAUGGCGGGCUUGUCGGUGCGGGACCCCGCGGUGGAUCGGUCUCUGCGCUCCGUGUUCGUGGGGAACAUCCCUUACGAAGCCACAGAGGAACAGCUAAAAGACAUCUUCUCUGAGGUUGGACCUGUGGUCAGUUUCCGAUUGGUGUAUGAUAGAGAGACGGGCAAACCGAAAGGCUAUGGCUUCUGUGAGUAUCAAGACCAAGAAACCGCACUCAGCGCCAUGCGGAAUCUCAACGGGCGAGAAUUUAGCGGAAGAGCCCUGCGGGUGGACAACGCAGCCAGUGAGAAGAACAAGGAGGAACUGAAGAGCCUGGGCACUGGUGCUCCCAUCAUAGAGUCGCCCUAUGGAGACCCCGUAAACCCAGAAGAUGCUCCUGAGUCCAUCAGCAGAGCGGUGGCCAGCCUGCCUCCUGAACAGAUGUUUGAACUGAUGAAGCAGAUGAAGUUGUGUGUCCAGAACAGCCCUCAGGAGGCACGGAGUAUGCUCUUGCAAAACCCGCAACUCGCCUAUGCAUUGCUGCAGGCCCAAGUGGUGAUGCGUAUUGUUGACCCAGAAAUUGCCCUGAAAAUCCUUCAUCGCCAAACCAGUGUCCCGUCUCUAAUUCCUGGAAAUGCACAGCCAGGGCCAGGACAGGGUCCAGGACCCGGACCAGGAGCUGGUCCCGGGCCAGGACCUGGGCCAGGACCUGGACCAAAUGCUCAGAUGAACCAGCCGAACGUCCCAUCUUCUCAGCCACAACCAAUUUUUGCCUCCCAAGCCCUUCUGUUUUCACUCGUUCAUCCACCUGAUUGUUUCUCUCAAUGUUCUCCUGCAGGGAGCAUGCCAGGGAGUGGCCCGAUGAUCUUGGAACGCGGACAAGUACCUAUGCCGGACCCACGAGCCCCUAUGCACCGGGGGCCAAUGCCAGCUAGCGGGCCGCCACCCCGAGGCCUUCUGGGAGAUGCCCCCAAUGACCCACGGGGAGGCACGUUGCUCUCGGUCACUGGAGACGUGGAGCCCAGAGGUUACCUCGGGCCACCCCACCAGGGGCCGCCAAUGCACCACAUGCCCGCACACGACAGCCGUGGGCUGCCUCCCCAUGAAAUGAGAGGCGGACCAAUGGGAGAGCCACGUCCCCUGAUGGGAGAACCACGAGGGCCCUUGAUGGAUGGCCGAGGUGGAAGAGACCCAAGGGGCAUGGAGCCCAGAGUGAUGGAUGGCCGGGGCAUGGAGCCCAGGGUAAUGGACGGCCGGGGCAUGGAGCCCAGAGGCAUGGAGCCUAGAGGCAUGGAGUCCAGAGGCAUGGAGCCCAGAGUGAUGGAUGGCCGGGGCAUGGAACCCAGAGGCAUGGAGCCCAGAGGCAUGGAGCCCAGAGGCAUGGAGCCCAGAGGCAUGGAUGCGAGGGGCAUGGAGCCCAGAGGCAUGGAGCCUAGAGGCAUGGAGUCCAGAGGCAUGGAGCCCAGAGUGAUGGAUGGCCGGGGCAUGGAACCCAGAGGCAUGGAGCCCAGAGGCAUGGAGCCCAGAGGCAUGGAGCCCAGAGGCAUGGAUGCGAGGGGCAUGGAGCCCAGAGGAAUGGCAUCCAGAGGCAUGGAUGCAAGAGGCAUAGAACCUCGGGGGAUGGAGCCCCCUAGAGGCAUGGAGCCAAGGGGCAUGGAGCCCCCGAGAGGCAUGGAGCCCCCGAGAGGCAUGGAGCCCCCGAGAGGCAUGGAGCAGGUUCCUAAUAUGCCCGGGACGACAAUGCAGCCGUCUGGAGCCAUGGCAGGUGGAGCGGUACAGCCUGCAGCCCAGCCUGGAGGCUUCAGCCCUGGACAAAAUCAAGUCACACCCCAGGAUCAUGAAAAGGCGGCCCUCAUUAUGCAAGUUCUCCAGCUGACAGCCGACCAGAUCGCCAUGCUGCCUCCGGAACAAAGGCAGAGCAUCCUCAUUCUGAAGGAGCAGAUACAGAAAUCUACUGGCGCCCCAUGAUCCACAUUCCUUGGGUAACGAUGGGAUUUAAA
This is a messenger RNA of Thamnophis sirtalis, 1993 nucleotides long. The record is from RefSeq and is a predicted model, not a curated record. Lineage: Eukaryota; Metazoa; Chordata; Lepidosauria; Squamata; Natricidae.